Danio rerio (zebrafish) is the source of this 4121-nucleotide messenger RNA. It is a transcript of the gene selenoi, whose product is annotated as selenoprotein I. Gene Ontology annotation, biological process: phospholipid biosynthetic process; lipid biosynthetic process. The record is from RefSeq and is marked reviewed. Gene Ontology annotation, molecular function: ethanolaminephosphotransferase activity; phosphotransferase activity, for other substituted phosphate groups. Gene Ontology annotation, cellular component: endoplasmic reticulum membrane; membrane. NCBI's taxonomy places the organism in Eukaryota, Metazoa, Chordata, Actinopteri, Cypriniformes, Danionidae.
UCUGCGUCACGCCACCACUGCACUGCCACCGCUCACGCGCACCACUGCGAACGCCGAGAUCCGAGCCGAGACACGGGUGCUGGAUUUCGGGUCUCCUCAGAGCCGUGCUGCGGUCAUCAUGGCUCUCUACCACUAUGUCACGCAAGAACAACUCUCAGGUUUUGAUAAAUACAAGUACAGCGCUGUGGAUUCAAACCCCCUUUCUAUCUACGUCAUGCACCCUUUCUGGAACUCAGUGGUGAAGGUCUUACCCACAUGGCUUGCCCCAAACCUCAUCACAUUUACAGGGUUCAUGUUCCUGGUACUCACCUUCACCAUGCUAUCCUUCUUCGACUUUGACUUUUAUGCCUCAGGUGAAGGCCACACGCAUGUGCCAAGUUGGGUGUGGAUUGCUGCUGGUUUGUUCAACUUUCUAGCUUAUACCUUAGAUGGUGUGGAUGGAAAACAGGCACGGAGAACCAACUCCAGCACUCCUCUGGGUGAACUGUUUGAUCACGGUCUGGACAGCUGGGCCUGUGUAUUUUUUGUUGCCACAGUGUACUCUGUCUUUGGACGGGGUGAGACGGGGGUCAGCGUGGUGACACUCUAUUAUCUGUUAUGGGUCGUCCUGUUUUCCUUCAUCCUGUCUCACUGGGAGAAGUACAACACUGGAAUUUUGUUUCUGCCCUGGGGCUACGACAUCAGUCAAGUGACUAUCUCCAUCGUCUACAUUAUAACAGCAGUAGUUGGAGUGGAAACGUGGUACAAACCUGUGUUUCUGAACAUUCACUACAGAGAUCUCUUCACUGUUAUGAUUAUCGGUUGUUUAUUUGUUGUAACUCUGCCAAUGAGUCUCUACAAUGUCUUCAAGGCGUAUCGUAACAACACCUUGAAGCACAGUUCACUGUAUGAGGCCUUGUUGCCGUUUUUUUCUCCUGUGCUUUUAUUCGUGCUGUCUACACUGUGGAUCAGUUUCUCUCCAACAAACAUCGUCCAGAAGCAGCCCAGGAUCUUUUAUCUCAUGGUGGGAACGGCCUUCUCCAACGUUACAUGCAAGCUCAUUGUGUGCCAGAUGAGUAAUACUCGAUGUAAGCCACUGAGCUUGUUGUUGUUGCCGAUGAGCAUCGUGGUGCUGCUAGUGAUUUCUGGGACUGUGCAGGGAGGAGAAUCGCUAGUCUUGUUUAUAUGGACUGCUGUAGUCCUGCUCACUCACAUACACUACGGAGUCUCGGUUGUGAAGCAGUUGAGCGAUCAUUUUAACAUAUUCGCUUUCUCACUAAAAAAGCCCAAUUCGGACUGACAGGACGAGGAGAAAAUCGGCCUGAAGGCUGCUGAGGUCUAAACUGUCCCAGCAUGUCUUUCAGCCAGCCGACUCUCACCAUUCACCAAGUAGACACUGUUAACACCAGGAAACCAAAUUGUACUGACCAAACACGCCUUUUUAAUUCUGAGGAUGCUGCUAUAUCAGCAGGAGGACGGAGCUGCACCACAGGGCCCACUGAUCCCUGAGACAGAGCUGUGCCACAGGCCUCAUCCAGCCCUAAGGCACCACGGUGCCCACUGUGCCCAACAGCAGAGCUGCGUCACAGGACAUCAUGGGCACAAUUACACCAUGGGACUCAAUAGCACAGAAACGCAGGACCCACUGAGCCCAGGACCUACAGUGCCUCGACUUGCUGCCGUGUAACUCGGCCCGUUCCUCCCAGAAAGAGCCGUAUUGUGUUGCUCGCUCCAAGUGGAGACUGUGUGGUUGUCUGGUAUCCGUGAAGCUGGGGAUUGUGCUUGUUUCCUAAGGAAAUGUGCUUUUCAGCUGAGAUACUAGAAGCCUUGAAUGGUUAAUCUCAUUUAUACACUCGCUCUCAGAUGAGUCACUCUCACUCCCAAGCCACAUGAUCCACACACACACACACACACAGGAUGGGAUGAAUGUCUUUAGCUUAUUCGAUUUUAUUUACAUUUAAUUUUUGCCUCAAUUUAGAUGAAAACACUUUUUAAGAAGUACUAUCCAGUGUUGUCAAAGCAUAAUGAGGCUACGAAUUGCGUUUCUAUAAUGAACAAUGUACGUAAACUGGGAAAACGGUUUAAUUUUCAGUUCAUCUGAUGCUUAUUUAUAUGUAUGAGGGAACAGGGAUGUUUGAUUGCUUAUUUAAAACAAUGGUGCUGUCGCUGAUCUUUAUAUAGAAUUGUAGUAAUGACACCUAAACGACCACAUAAUCAGCUAAUAACAUCACACACAAUUCAAAACACGAGCUCAUCUGACAGAAUGAAUUUGUAUAACCACUUUAUUUGGGAUUUGUUUUUUUUUUGUUUUGUUUUCAUUCUUACACUGGUGAUGGUGUGUCUGCGUGCCGAUUUUCAGUUUCUGUUGUGUCUGUUUGUUUGUUGUGUUGCUUCACUAGUAUGCUUUUAUUGAGUUUAUUUGUGCUUAAAUGAAGAGUGCGCUUCAAACCCAGACCAGGAGAGGGCGCACUUGGAGUGAGCGAGUCAAACCUUGCUCCGUUCUUUAAACACGAUAAAAGCACUAGUCUGUGUGCCACCAACAUGUCUGUUAUCUACAGGUGUCACGACCUGUCAACCUCAUUCCAGUUGUCUUUUUUUUUUGUCUACGUAUCAGUUUCUGUUUGGUGGACUGAGGCUUAGAUUAUGGGGAUUUUUUUUUUAUUUGUUUACUUUCAGUGGUGUGUCUGAGUUGAAUGUAUGUGUGUGUGUGAAUAUAAAUAUAUAGCAUAGGUCCCAAACUCAAUUAUUGGAGGGCCGCAGAUUUAACCCUAAACAAACAGUGUCUGCAACUAAUAAAGGUGUUCAAAACUCUUAUGAUCACCUCGAUUAUUUGGAUCAGCUGUGUUUGAUUAGGGUUGAAGCAAAACUGUGCAGAGCUGUGGCCCUCCAGGAAUUGAGUUGGAGACUUAUGAUAUAUAGGAUGAUUGUGUGUAUACACACAUAUGUACUGUAUGUAUAUAUAAAUAUCUAUCUAUCUGUGUAUGUUUUACGCUAUACACUCUGGAAACCUCAUGCCUGUUUCUGUGAGAAGCAGAUGUUUAAACAUGUACAUUCUAUUCAAUUGGUAUAACAUUGCUUUUAAUUUUUUUUAAAAAUCUCAAUAAUAGUUUAAAUACCUAUUUGUCAUUCUCCAACACCUUUCGUUUCACAGGAAACCCGAAAUAUGGAUGAAUAGUGUACAUCAUCUGUCAUACUGUCAUAUACAAAGUGUAUUUUAAAAUGUUAAUAUCUAAUUACACUUCUGCAGUAGAUUAUUUGAUGAAGGACAUUGUGAUGAUGCAUUCCUAAGGGCACUCCUGCAAAAUGUUAAUUGUUUGUUUGUUUAGCCAGCAGAUGGCGCUUUAUUUCUUCGUUUGUAGUAUAGAGUGUUUGCUUAUAGAGUCUGAUGGUGGCUCCUCUGAGGUCAAAUGUACUACACAAAUUAUUAGCGCACAGCAUCAGAGGAUGCAUUACUGUCAGAAGUAUACUUUUUUUUCUUUUUUUUUUGUGUUACUGUCAAUAUUUUUAAGCAUCCCAUGUGAGGAGCAGGAGUACUCUUGUUAAAGGGAUAGUUCAGCUAAUGUUUAUUAAGCCUCAAGUUGUUCUUAUUUAGGUUUCUUUAUUCUGUUAAAACACAAAAGAAGUUAUUUUGAUAAAUCUUGGUAACCAGAUGCUUGACUUUAUCUAUUGAGUCCCAUGGGGAAAAGGGAGCAUGAGGGAGCUCCAGGAUUAUUUCUAGAAAUAUCUUUGUUUGUGUUCUGAAGAUGAUAGAUGGUCUCUAGAUUGGAAUUUAUCUAUUGAGUUCUAUGGUAGGGGGAAAAAGGGAGUCAAUGGAUUUAUGUCAACUGUUUGGUGCCAAGAUUCUUUCAAUUUUGUAUUUCUUUUAUUUUAAAAAGAAACAAAUUGUACAGUUUUACAACAACUUUGUGGUCAGUAAAUGAUGAGUACAUUUUCAUUUUUCAUUGAACUAUCCCUUUUAGUGCUGUGUAACUGCAUUUGUGUGAUGCUUUGGCGAAUAAGAAACUACAGUAUAUACAUUGUUUUUUUUUUUUAAUCUGAAGUGGGAUUAAAACACUCAAACCUCUGCAUAUUGUAAAACAAAAUCCAGCCAUGUUGUAACAUUAUCUGUUGCUGCCCCAUUAAAUGUAAGCGUAUCCACAGUA